UUGGUUUUACAGGAUUUUGGCCUACCACGAGCCCCUCAUCCUUCCUCAGCAGUGCGAGAUCCAAUAGGGGAUGGGACUAGCCGAAUUUUCUCAGCGAAUGGACAUGUUCGAAUUAUUCCUCCUAUACCUAAGAAAGAGGAGAUUAAAUUGGAAAUACCUGACGAGUGUCCAGACGAUCUGACGAUCAGGGAUGUAAUAAAAGCUAAAAAUCACGAAGAACGAGUUUUGAGGAAACUUCAUUCAGCUGGCUCUUCUACUCAGAAUGGUGAUAGCUGCGAGUACAAUAAAGUACGGAUAUGCGACCAUGGCUUGGAAUAUCGAAACACUAGGAACAGCUCGUUGCCCCCUGAAGUCCGGAAAAUCGCAUCUAGGGGUAGUGGAGUUAUAGCAAGAUCACUUGCCUGUUUGGCAAAAUAUAGAGCAGAAAAUCAAGAGUUGGUAAAGGCACCAUUGGUUCAAGGUGAGACUAUGGUGAAACAUCGAGCAGAAAAUCACGACUUAAAGGAGCCUCUAGUCGAAGUGAAACCCCCUCCGGCAGACGACGUGUGUGAUAAAGAAAGCGUCCCGAAGAUGCCGAAAGUUGAAACAGUCGAACUGCCGACCGAAGUUUCUGAAAUGAAGGAGCAUAUUGUUCCACUCUUCUAA
Cooperia oncophora is the source of this 645-nucleotide messenger RNA. Lineage: Eukaryota; Metazoa; Nematoda; Chromadorea; Rhabditida; Trichostrongylidae. The record is from the annotation of a GenBank genome assembly.